AUGGAGCAUUUACUUUUUGAGUAUGCAGGAGGAUAUGGGUUGUUUGAGCUAACGGCAUAUGAAGAUAUGUCUAAGUCGUCGUAUGAGGAUUAUAUGAAGCUUAACCAAGUGAUAAGAUAUAAGUCUGGCAUGAGUUUUGAUGGAGUAGGAGAUGCGCUUGAACACAUGAAGAGUCUUUCGAAGGGAGAGAUACACACGAAGCUGAAGAAUUUUCUUGAGCUGAACAAUGUGAAAGUGGUUCAUUGUGAUGUAUCACUGAAGAAAUGUCUUUAUGCGAUUGGAAUUAAGCAUAAAAGCAGCGAGAACAUUAUGCGAGGAGUCAGGAUGAUGUAUCCGAAGCUGAUGAGAUUGGAUGGAUAUGAUGGAAGGCAGAUGGAGCUUGGGCUUUCGCAUGGAUAUUCAAGGGAGAAGGUUGAGUACAAUGUGAAGAGAGAAGAUUGUAUUGUUAUGCAUACCGUGAUGCUGCUUGAGCAGGUUGACAAGGACAUAAAUUCGUAUUCGAUGAGGAUUCGAGAGAUGUAUGGAUGGGUGUUUCCUGAGCUUGGGAGGAAAUUGAAGGAGAAUGGAGAGUAUGUGAAAGCAGUCAAGUGGAUGAUAAUGAAGGAGAAGGGUGAAUUGAAGAGCGAAGAGAUAUAUAAUCAGAAGAUUGAGGAGAUUGCAAAGAUGAAGGAAACAAGUAUUGGGAUGAAUAUAUUGCCUGAUGAUUUGGAAAAUAUGAGGAAAUUGAUUGAGGUAGUUGAAGAGAAGAUUGAUAUAAGAAGGGAGUUGGAUGAGUAUCUUGGGAGAAAGAUGAGUGUGGUUGCGCCGAAUCUUGCGGCGAUUCUUGGAAACUGCCUGAGUGCACGGAUGAUAUGUCAGGCUGGAGGGUUAUUUAAUCUUGGAAAGGCACCAGCAUCUACAUUGCAGCUUUUUGGGGCUGAGAAGUCACUGUUUCGAUCAUUGAAGAUGAAAUCAAGAACACCGAAGUAUGGCCUUAUAUAUGGAGCAGGAUGCCUGUCGAGGAUGAAAGAAAAGGACAAGGGAAGGAUGAGCAGGUAUAUUGCGACAAAGUGCUCGAUAGCUGCAAAGAUAGAUUGUUUUAACAAGGAGAGGACGUCUAUGUAUGGCAAGGAACUGAAGGAGUUGAUUGAUAAGAAGAUACAAUCUUUGUAUUCUAAGGAUGAUGUGAAGAUUGAGGAGACGGUUGAUGUAGUUCAGAGGGUUUUUGAUAAGAUUAAUGGAAAGAAAAAGAGCAAGGACGAGGUUGAGAAUGAGAAUGAAAGUGUGCAAAACAAACCGAAACGGAAGUGCUUGAAGGAUGAUUGUGAGGAUGUUUUUAGAUUUGGGAAAAAAGAUGUGAAAAAGGGCAGUAAAGAUGGAAAGAGAGUAAGUUUUGAUCUGACAAGGAAUGCAGUCAAAGAAACCAGCCGAGAUACAUCGAAAUUUAAAAAGAGAAAUUGA
Molecule: messenger RNA, 1440 nt
Organism: Ordospora colligata OC4
Lineage: Eukaryota; Fungi; Microsporidia; Ordosporidae
Product: ribosomal biogenesis protein
Exons: 1
Coding region: 1-1440 (479 amino acids)
Cellular component (GO): small-subunit processome; box C/D methylation guide snoRNP complex
Molecular function (GO): snoRNA binding
Source: RefSeq, a predicted model, not a curated record